Messenger RNA from Nomia melanderi (Alkali bee), 1020 nucleotides. RefSeq names its product tRNA (guanine-N(7)-)-methyltransferase. Gene Ontology annotation, molecular function: tRNA (guanine(46)-N7)-methyltransferase activity. Gene Ontology annotation, biological process: RNA (guanine-N7)-methylation; tRNA methylation. Gene Ontology annotation, cellular component: tRNA methyltransferase complex. Lineage: Eukaryota; Metazoa; Arthropoda; Insecta; Hymenoptera; Halictidae. The record is from RefSeq and is a predicted model, not a curated record.
CCUGUCAAUUUGGUUAGGUUUCAAUCGGGUUAGGUUAAGACGCUGCACUCCAUGUGGACUUGUUUUUGUCGAAAUCUACUAUCAUGUCAGAGCCACUACCGUUACCGCAAAAAAAAUAUUAUAGGCAACGAGCCCACUCAAAUCCCAUAGCGGAUCACUGUAUAGAAUACCCCGUAAAUCCUGAUGCAAUGAAUUGGAGUGCCUUGUAUCCACAUUAUUUUUCAAACAAUGAAGUAAAGUCAGAUGAAAAUAAUGCCCAGAGGAAGCGUGUAGAAUUCGCAGAUAUUGGUUGUGGCUAUGGAGGGUUAUUGGUUACACUAUCACCAAUGUUCCCUGAUAAUCUCAUUCUUGGUAUGGAAAUCAGAGUAAAAGUUUCUGACUAUGUAAUGGAUCGCAUAGCUGCAUUACGAUCUCAAAAUCCUGGGCAAUAUCAGAAUGUGGCAUGCUUGAGGACCAAUGCAAUGAAAUAUUUACCAAACUAUUUUUAUAAAGGGCAACUGAAGAAGAUGUUCUUUCUAUAUCCAGAUCCACAUUUCAAGAAGUCUAAACACAAAUGGAGAAUUAUAAAUAAGACUCUUCUGGCAGAAUAUGCCUAUGUAUUAGCUGAAGGAGCUAUUGUGUACACAGUGACAGACGUUGAAGAUUUACAUAAUUGGAUGGUGCAGCAUUUUCGUGAACAUCCAUUGUUUGAUGAUGUUUCUGAACAGGAAUAUGAUGAAGAUCCUAUUGUGGAGCAGCUGUAUGUAAGUACAGAAGAAGGCCAGAAAGUAACUAGAAAUAAAGGAUUAAAGUUCUUGGCUGUGUUUAAGCGAAUUCCAGAUCCAUAUGUGACAAAAAUUAGCUAGUAUAAAUAACUUAUUACUUAAGUAUUUACUGCUUGCAUUUAAUUUGUAAAGGACACUCUAAAUAUUCCUCUUGUAUAAUUCUCUUGUGACAUAGCAGAAGAUAAUUGAGUAUCUAAAUAAUAUCAUUUAUAUGAUAAGUGUUUUUAUGACAUAAGUAAUAAUAAAGGAUUGAUUU